GGAGGUGAAUGAAAAGGGUGAGAAUGCUCAUGUCCGUUUAAACGAAGAGGGGAAAUUGAGGAUAGAGAGAGAAAGAGAAGAGAGAGAGAGAGAUAGCACCUUCGCUAGUACUCUCACUCCUCCCCUCAAUCAAUCGAGAAUCCAGAUCUUCAAACCCUCACCACGUUGUAUAUGCUUAAUAUAUAUACCUGUUUUCUAUCUCUCUCUACAGGACAAACAAGAAAGCAAAAAUAAUAUAUAGACACAGAAGAUUGUGAAGGCAACGACAAAUCUAUCUUCUGCUUCUUCUUCGUUGUCUUCGUCGUCGUGUUCGUCUUCUUUUAUUUCUACGCGAAUUGCUAUUUCUCCGUGAGAUCUAUCAGAUUCGGAAGCGAUUGUGAAAGAAAAUUCAAUGGAGGCCGAGAAGAAAUCGUCGGCAGUGUCGGAUUUUGGUGCGUGGGCGAUGAAUGUUGUGAGUUCCGUUGGAAUCAUCAUGGCAAACAAGCAGCUCAUGUCCAACAAUGGUUACGCUUUCAGUUUCGCCACAACUUUAACCGGGUUCCACUUUGCUGUUACUGCACUGGUUGGACUGGUGUCAAAUGCUACGGGUUACUCCCAAUCAAAGCAUGUUCCUUUGUGGGAGCUUUUCUGGUUCUCGAUUGUUGCCAAUAUGUCUAUAACAGGGAUGAACUUCAGUCUCAUGCUAAAUUCAGUUGGAUUUUACCAAAUCUCGAAACUGAGCAUGAUUCCAGUGGUUUGCGUACUGGAAUGGAUCCUUCAUAAUAAGCACUACUCGAAAGAAGUUAAAGUGUCUGUUGUGGUUGUGGUUAUAGGUGUGGGUGUGUGCACUGUAACCGAUGUCAAAGUUAAUGCCAAAGGUUUUAUAUGUGCCUGUGUAGCGGUAUUAUCUACGUCAUUGCAACAAAUUUCGAUAGGUUCUUUACAGAAGAAGUACUCAAUUGGAUCUUUUGAAUUAUUGAGUAAGACAGCUCCUAUUCAAGCCAUCUCUCUCCUACUGCUGGGUCCUUUUAUCGACUACUUUCUUAGUGGAAAAUUUAUAGCGAACUACAAUUUGUCUUCUGGUGCUAUUUUCUUCAUACUCCUUUCAUGCUCCCUAGCAGUUUUCUGCAAUGUGAGCCAAUACCUCUGCAUUGGGCGUUUCUCAGCAGUUUCCUUCCAGGUAUUAGGGCACAUGAAAACAGUUUGCGUCCUCACCUUGGGGUGGAUGCUAUUUGAUUCAGCGCUGACUUUUAAGAACAUUAUGGGGAUGACCGUAGCGGUUGUUGGUAUGGUAAUUUAUAGUUGGGCUGUGGAGAUCGAAAAGCAAGCCAAUGCUAAGAUCACCCACCACGCGAAAACCAGUUUGACAGAAGAGGAAAUUAGGUUAUUGAAGGAGGGAGUGGAAAACACUCCGGUGAAAGAUGUUGAACUUGGUGAGUCUAAAGGGUAACACGACAGUUGCUUUGGCUGGUAACAUGCAUUUUUGCAACUGUCAUAUUUUGUAGUUUUGCCUCAUUUAUUAUGUCAAAGCAAGACCUGGUGCCCGUCUGCUCACCCUCACAUCAUUUCAAGUUAAGAAAUCGCGAUCAGUCUCAUCCAAUAGUUCUUUUCUUAAUUUAUUCUUGUUUAUUUCAUGAUUAUUUAUCUCUUUCUUUUUCUUUUUUCUUUUUUUUUUUUUCUCCUUUUUGUGUUUUGACUUCGGGUGUGCAAAGAGAUCAGAUAAUGAAGCCAUGAUGGGAUACUGAAGAUGUAAAAUCUAUUUGUAGUUCAAUUUUAUAGUUGAGUUAUCAUUGUUUUUACCA
Molecule: messenger RNA, 1781 nt
Organism: Cornus florida
Lineage: Eukaryota; Viridiplantae; Streptophyta; Magnoliopsida; Cornales; Cornaceae
Product: UDP-rhamnose/UDP-galactose transporter 1-like
Exons: 5
Coding region: 392-1429 (345 amino acids)
Cellular component (GO): Golgi apparatus
Molecular function (GO): antiporter activity; UDP-galactose transmembrane transporter activity
Source: RefSeq, a predicted model, not a curated record